UGACGGAGUGACUUCCUGCUAGAACUUCCGGGUCGGUAGCAGCAGCUAUGCAGAGGACUGCAUGUGUUUUGAAUGUCUCUUGUAUCACAACACGCAGUUAAUCUUUAAAUACAAGCUUACAACUGCGGAGGUGUUUUUUCUUUUUCUUUUUUGCAAAAUAGUAGAGACGUUAUGAAUCCGGUGUUUCGAAAGUUGCAGAUGUCUGUCGCCCAGCAGGCACGUGUGGUAAAUCAAGCACUGACAUUAUGCCGGGCCACGCCUUGUAUCCAGCAUCCUGUUUGGGCGUCUGUGACCAAAAGAGAACAUAGAUCCAUGCCGACACACGGGAUCGGGCGGUGGAGACACCUUUUAGCCAAAGGACCGGCAAAGAAAAGGAAAGAGAGACUCAAGAUGAAGCCGAUCCUGCCGGCGACCGACUCGGCGUAUGGGUCUCUGAACUUCACAAUGUCGGGUUAUGACAUGACGCUGGUGGAGCAUUACUCCCAGUACAUCCACAACCUCUGCAACCGACUCGGCAUCAAAGUAUCAGAGAGUUACGCUUUGCCAACCAAGAGCACAGAAGUUAUGUUGAUGCUGGACCAGAGCACCAAGAUGACCGUAGAAGCCGUGCUGAAAACUCACCUGAGAGUCAUCCAGGUGAGCAGCCUGGAAACCACGCUGUGUCCGGUGUUCAUGGAGGUUCUCCUCAAGAAUCAACCUGAAGGAGUUCAGCUCUCUGUAAUAGAGCACACAGAGGCUGAGUUCGAGGCACGCUUCAAGAAACGUCCAGAACUGGAGGGGCUCUUGUCUCAGAUGAACCAAUAGAAACUGGACCAGAGAAGAUACUUUGUUUAUUUAUUUUCUGUUGUUGGAGAUGUUCACCUACAUUUCAAAUAAAUGUACACAUUCAUAAUCAAUA
Molecule: messenger RNA, 898 nt
Organism: Cheilinus undulatus (humphead wrasse)
Lineage: Eukaryota; Metazoa; Chordata; Actinopteri; Labriformes; Labridae
Gene: mrpl48
Product: mitochondrial ribosomal protein L48
Exons: 8
Coding region: 172-804 (210 amino acids)
Cellular component (GO): mitochondrial ribosome
Source: RefSeq, a predicted model, not a curated record